Molecule: messenger RNA, 381 nt
Organism: Gongylonema pulchrum
Lineage: Eukaryota; Metazoa; Nematoda; Chromadorea; Rhabditida; Gongylonematidae
Source: the annotation of a GenBank genome assembly
AUGAACCAAGUGGCAGUCGGUGGUCGAUGUUAUGCACUGGCUCGAAUGGGUGAACCGUGUGCCUACACACAGCAAUGCGUUGACAAAUUAUACCCCUCACUUCAGUGCCUGAAUGGUUAUUGUAUUAUUCAGAUGAACGAUAAUCCAAGACCAGUAUGUAAGGAUCCGAAUGCUAAAGUGGAGUAUAUGAAUGACAGUAUCACGGUAAAGAACUGCCUAUAUUGGCCUUGUACAGUUGGCUACUUCUGCGAGUACAAUCCCUUUUAUAACAAUGGCCAGUAUAUCUGCUGCGGCAGCAAUUCUAAUGACAUUUAUGGUCAGGGGGUGAUAAGAGUCAUGCUUGUUUCUCUUGUCCUUUAUGUGUACAUACGAGGCCAAUAA